AUGUUUCGGUCGUCGCCAUGUACUAUUACAUUUAGCGGAUGUUCCGAGAGCAUUGCGUCAUUUGCUCAAAAGCGCAUCUGGCAAGAAGAAAAUCUAAGCUGUGAUGCGGCGUCUACAUCCACCACAAACAAUGUGCUUAUACCUUUGGUGCUGAAAGAAGGGGUAAUGCCAAUCGAGCGUAUUUACUCGGCAGUUAUUGCCAUUCUCGAACAUAUUACAGUGCUUAGAACAGCCAUUUAUUUCGACGAACGUCGCAAUGAUCUGGUACAAAGCGUAAAACCUAUUAUAUCCAAUGAUAGCUGUUUAUCAUUUCAAGUAACAAAGAAAUCUACUCUCACUUCGGACAUGCUUGAUAAUUUACUUGAACACGAAGUCACUCACCCUUUCGCCAAAGUGGAUUGUGGGCUCGUGGUUCGUUGUCAUCUGAUCCAAACAAGUUUCAACGACGAUGAGCAGUAUCUCAAAACGAACGACUUAAUAUUAUUUGUAUUUCACCGGAUCGCCUUCGAUUGUAAUUCUGUUAGUCCGUUCAUAAGUGCAUUUAGAAAAGCAUACGAUCGACUUAGCACUGAUACAACGAAUUUACAGUAUAUUGAUUUUACCUUAUAUGAAAGUAUGUUAUUUGCUAACAUGUCUGAAAACGAAGAAAUACAAAGAGCUCUCGAAUUUUGGUCAAAAUUGAUAAAUGACUAUUGCUUACGUGAGAGAUAUCCGUUACCUAUUGCUUCAAAAUCAAGUGUUCAUAUGCGUUCUCAAGAAAAAUAUACAACGACGUUUGUUUUAGAUUCGAGCCUUGUCAAGGCUCAAACUGAAUUUGCGACAUCGCAUAAGGUAUCCAUGUUUCACCUACAAUUAGCUUGUUUCUUUCUUUUCAUUUACGAGUUAAAUGAUGCCAGUAUCAAUGAUUUAUGCGUUACCUGCUCUACACAAAAUCGCCUGAUAGACGAUAUAAAAUCAAUGGUUGGAAUGUUUGACAAUUUAAUACCAUAUCGUAUUAAAAUCAAUGCAAAUAGUUGUUUUUCCAGCCUAGUGCAGCAGAUUUGGCAACUUAGUGCCGACAUUUUCAAUCAUUUUCAACUUCCGUACCAGCUAAUUGUUGCUAAAAAUAAGGAUCUGUGUUCAACAACCAUUCCGUUCCAUUUUUCUUACCAUUUAGUCUCUCUUGACUCAUUUGACAACGCAACAAAAAGUAUACAAACAAAUGACGCGAUAUUGUCUUUGUCUUCUCACCAUACUUGGUUAUAUCGAAAUAGCAUGGUGCCCAAUGACUGCUCUCUAGCAGUUACAUACAAUGACUUAGAACAUAUGGCUUACUGUACUCUUCAGUGUUCAUCUCAUUGGUGUAGCAAAGAUAAACUACUCGGAAUUGGUCAGUUCUACCAGAAUCUACUCUUACACGUCUUUAAUGGAGAUGAAGGAACUACAAAUUCUGAUCCAACUAUGGAACAAAUCGGAAAUCUGUUUCUUCUUCAAUCUGGAUAUGAAAUUUCUUCAGAACUGAUGAGCGAAAUAGAGUGUUCUGCCAAAUCUAGUAAGUCGCUACUAAAGUGUUAUUCAUCAGUUUUCUUAUACACGCAUCGAUGAGGAAAACAAUAAGAGUAAGCUUCUGAUACGAAAUCAAACACCAACACUUCUUGUAUAUGUAGUAUAGUCUAUUGAGUUCUAAUUUCUAGUAUAGAUUCUCACUUCCUCUUUCAUACUAGACAAAUUGAAACUUUUAUUGAGGACGAUUUGGUGGACAUGCCAUCCCCUCAUUAUGUGCUUAAUGUUUUCGGCUAGUUGUAAGACACUCUCGUAGAAUCUUAACACCAACCAUAUCCUGCCUCGUAAUUUUAUAAGUAAAUAGAGUAAAAAUAUAUAUUGUGUUUCGAGGAUUCUGCCACUGAGUACCACCAUGCAACUAUAGAGACAUUUGCGUGUCAACAUGCUGUACUCAAAAAUAUCAAUAUAAUACAUUCUACAGUUUUUGGUGAAUUUUUCUAAUGCUUUAUAGUAUCGACCUUUAAUUAUUAUGAUGUAAUAUCUGCUAUGAUGAAUGAUGAUUUUCAGCAAAAACAUGACUCUAUUAGACAUUUGUACAACACGUGCAGGAGUAUGUAGAAAAAUCAGCUAGAAAGAGUUCCCUUUGUAAUAGCUUUAGUUUUUUCUAAUUAAUAGCCAAGUCAUCGCGAAAGAAACUAUGUCUCACCUUUUACAUGAGUAGUUUUGAAACUUUAUGGCCUAAAGAGAGAGUGUGUUACUUUAAGAAAUUGAAAACUUACGUAUUUGACAGUAUAUCUUUACCUGAGACUGCCAUAAAAAUGUUCUUUCUCCAAUAAUGCGGUUAUAUAACUACUGCAAAAGACAUAUCGAUCGAAUCUCAAAAGUCAGAUCGCUUCCAAGCUUUCAACGUUUGAUGUACAUAGUUCCCAAUGGAAGAAACUAUACUCCUUCUCAAAGCAAGAAUUCACUGAUGGUCUAAUACACCUGGAAAAUUAUAAAUCUAAAUAUGGACUCCUGGUAAAAUACCCUUUCUGCUUUUCUACAAGAAGCAACGCGUCAGUUUUAGGCCUCUCCAAACUCAACCAUAAAUCGCAGAAAAAUUACAUGGAAAACCAACUAUUACAAUAUUGAGCAUUCACACAUUGAGUGGGAUUCAAUAGAGUAGAAGGAGAGCAUCAUAUUGGUGACAUUUGCUACUUUUCAUUAAGAUGCUUCAUUUUUUCAACACCAGCACUACUCACAUCAUUGAAACAAAAUACAUUCUUCAAGUACUGUGGAUAGAAUAUGCGAACUUUUCACGAAUCUUGUCUUUGAAAUCGAUCGAACAGAUAUAUCUACAGUAGGAUUUUCAUUUACGUC
Messenger RNA from Adineta ricciae, 2841 nucleotides. The record is from the annotation of a GenBank genome assembly. Lineage: Eukaryota; Metazoa; Rotifera; Eurotatoria; Adinetida; Adinetidae.